CCGGGACGCCCCGGAGGCGUCGGCGGCAGCGGCCGGGAGGGAGCUGGACGACGACGGCGGCCGUGCAGGGAGCGGGACACCCGGCGAGAGUCUCAGAGCUGGAAGGGACUUGAGAGGCCAUCUAGUGCACCCGACCUGAGCCAGCAGGCCCGUGUGACAAGGGAACAGCCAGCCUUUGCUUGAAGACAAGCACCCAGUGCAAUGCCUUGCACAUGUGAUUUCUCUACUCCUUGCUGUUGAAUCAUGGGAGAAAUUGAAGGAACCUAUAGAGUCCUAGAGACUUCAGGAAGCCGCUUGGGGGGCCCGAAUCACACUGGGGUGAGCACCCUGGAGCCAGGGCAAAGCCUGUCUUCAGCCAUGGCGAAGACGUCUGCCAAAUUGCAAGAGAAGGCCCUUGCUAUCAAAGUCAAGUUGCUGGACAAUGCCAUUGAGAUACUCCAUGUGGAGCCCAAAUGCUAUGGCCAGAUCCUGUUGACAGAGGUGUUUAAGCAUUUAAAUUUGAUUGAAUCAGAUUACUUUGGAUUGGAAUUCCAGAAUGUCCAGUCUUACUGGAUUUGGCUGGAACCCAUGAAACCUAUUGUUAAACAAAUACGAAGACCAAAGAACACAAUGCUUCGGCUAGCCGUCAAAUUCUUCCCGCCUGACCCUGGACAGUUGCAAGAAGAAUAUACAAGAUAUUUGUUUGCCUUGCAAAUCAAGAGAGACUUAGCUGAAGAACGACUCCUCUGCAGUGAUAACACGACUGCUCUCCUUACUUCUCAUCUCUUGCAGUCUGAGAUAGGCGACUUUGAAGAAACAGCAGAUCGAGAACAUCUUAAAAUAAGUAAAUAUGUGCCAAACCAAGAUAGUCUUCAAGAGAAGAUAAUAGAAUACCAUCGACAGCACAUCGGCCAAACACCUGCUGAGUCAGAUUUCCAGGUACUUGAAAUUGCUAGGAAGUUAGAGAUGUAUGGGAUCAAGUUUCACCUGGCCUCUGAUCGAGAGGGGACCAAAAUUCACCUUGCUGUUUCUCAUUUGGGUGUACUCGUAUUCCAGGGGAACACCAAAAUUAAUACCUUCAACUGGUCCAAAGUCCGUAAAUUGAGCUUUAAGAGGAAAAGGUUUCUUAUUAAGCUUCAUCCAGAAGUUCAUGGCUCAUAUCAAGAUACAUUGGAAUUUCUCUUGGGGAGUCGAGAUGAGUGUAAGAACUUCUGGAAGAUUUGUGUCGAAUAUCACACCUUUUUCAGACUUUUUGAUCAGCCCAAGCCAAAAGCUAAAGCUGUUUUCUUCAGCCGAGGGUCUUCAUUCAGAUACAGUGGGAGAACACAGAGACAGCUGGUGGACUAUGUGAAAGACAGCGGGAUGAAGAAACAGCCCUAUGAAAGAAGGCACAGCAAGGUUAAAAUCUCCACUCAAACUUUGAAUAAGGAUUUGCCAAAACAGAGCAUCUCAUUUACCGAGGGCUCGAGACUUCCUGGUUCACCGUGUUCUACAAAUGCCUCCUUUUAUUCAGCCCCUACCUCUUCUGUGACCUCCGCUGACCUGCCCGUUUGCAUGGACAGCAACAGUUCCUUCAUGGUCUCCAAGGCAUCCUCUGUGAAGAGCCCCGUAGCAGAAAGGAGCAGUGUCACAUCAGCUGAGGAAGCUGACAAGCAAACGGUCCAACUACAGGGAUCUCCAAUACUCCACUCAUUUCAAGGCCUCUUGGAGGACAGCUCUCCGCUUUCUCCCUCCUCGUUGAAGAGUUCACUGAGUUUGAACCCAACAUUUCAGGUGUCUCUGAGCCCAACUGGACAGGGCUCAUCCCCUCUCCUAAGCCCUGUCCUAGGUGAUGCUGGUUGUGUCAGAGUUGAAGAUGAGGAGGAGACAAAACAGCAGCGAGUGCCAAUAGAUCGCGCGUAUUUCAUAGCCAAGGAGAUUCUGGCCACUGAACGGACCUACGUGAAGGACUUGGAAGUCAUCACUGUGUGGUUCCGCAGUGCGAUCAUCAAGGAGGGAGUCAUGCCGGAGACGCUGACGACGCUGCUGUUCUCCAACAUCGACCCCAUCUACGAGUUCCACCGAGGGUUCCUGAGGGAGAUCGAGCAGCGCCUGGCCCUUUGGGAAGGAGCCACCGGGGCCCACGAGAAGGGCAACGUCCAGCGCAUCGGCGACAUCAUGCUGAAGAACAUGCACAGUCUGAAGGCGUUCACCGGCUGUCUCCAGAAGCAUGAUGAGGUUCUGACAGAACUGGAGAAGGCCACCAGGUGCCUCAGGAAACUGGAGAUGGUCUACAGGGAAUUUGAGCUUCAGAAAGUUUGCUACUUGCCGCUCAACACGUUCUUUCUCAAGCCCAUUCAGAGACUGAUUUACUACAAGUUGGUCCUAGGCCGCUUAUGCCGAUACUACAUGCCCGGCCACCCAGACUAUUCCGACUGCAAGAGUGCGCUCCGCAACAUCUCGGAGAUGACCUUGCAGCUGCAGAACAGCCUCCUGCGCCUGGAGAAUUUCCAGAAACUCACCGAGCUCCAGCACGACCUGGUCGGCAUCGACAACCUCGUCAUCCCAGGCAGGGAGUUCAUUCGGGAAGGCUGCCUGUACAAGCUCACCAAGAAGGGCUUCCAGCAGAGAAUGUUCUUUUUGUUCUCAGACAUGCUGCUGUACACGAGCAAAGGCGUGACGGGCACGAACCACUUCAAGAUCCACGGUCAGCUGCCCCUGCACGGCAUGCUGUUAAUAGUGCUGGAGCCGCCGGUGGAGGAGACCGACAACGAGUGGUCCGUGCCCCACUGCUUCACCAUCUACUCGGUCCCAAAGACCAUCGUGGUGGCCGCCAGCACCCGCCUCGAGAUGGGCAAAUGGAUGGACGAUUUGGGCCUCGCCAUCGAGCUGGUCAAGUCCAGUGACAAGGCCGUGGCGCUUCUGGACAGCGGUGUGGGCGGCGGCUCCAACAGACCCUCGGGCGAGGUCUCUGGAGAGCAGGAGUCGGAAGAGGAUGCCCACUCCUCCCAUAGCUCCCUGGACAGGCCGAGUCUGCACCGGGCCAAUACCACCAUGCACGUGUGCUGGUACCGCAACACCAGCGUCUCCAUGGCUGACCACAGUGUGGCCGUUGAGAACCAGCUCUCGGGAUACCUGCUGAGGAAGUUCAAGAACAGCAGCGGCUGGCAGAAGCUCUGGGUGGUGUUCACCAACUUCUGCCUGUUUUUCUACAAAACGCACCAGGACGACUACCCGCUGGCCAGCCUCCCCCUGCUGGGCUACACCAUCAGCGUCCCCGGGCAGGCCGACGGCCUUCACAAGGACUUUGUCUUCAAGCUUCAGUUCAAGUCUCACAUCUACUUCUUCAGGGCUGAGAGCAAGUACACGUUUGAGAGGUGGAUGGAAGUGAUCAAGAGAGCCACCAACUCUCCCGGGAGAAGCAGCCAGACGGUGGCCAGCGAGGACAGAGAUUCCCGCACACACUGAUGGGGGGCACCCGCGGGCCCUGGAGGGGGAGAGGCUGGAGCUGGAAAUUUAUGAAUAAAGGGAAAAGGGAGAGAGGGCUGCGUGCUGCCGCAGGACUGGGACUGCGAGGAGGGCGCGGGGGCAAGCAGGAGAGCGGGUCCGGGCCGUGGGGGCCUCCCAGCUCCUCCACGCCCACCUGUCAGGGGGAGCCCCGGCUUCUGCCUGCGGCUCCCCCGGUGGUGGGGCACAAAGGUCCCCGGAGCCCCCCUCACAUGGACAAGAAAGCAAUGGCCCCCAAGGGCCUUGGGCUCUCUGCUGUGGCCCAAGCCAGGGACGGCCUCCCUUUGUGUCGGCCAUUAGAGCCCCAGGAGGUCACUGGAGGAGUUUGUCGUAUGUCGAUGUGGGGAAAGAAUGUCGGUGGGAGCGAAGCAGCGCCCCCCUCCCCCCCCAGGCAUCCUCUAUGGCAGGUUCCUUUGUCUGUAAAAUGGGGAGAAUCCCACCUGCCACCUCCCUCUGGGUUGGGGUGAGGACGAAGGUGCUAGCUCCAGGUGGGUCUGGUUCCAGGUCACCCAGCACCUGGGGAGCACUUGGGCACAGCGGGACAGCCCAGCCCCGGUGGGGAGAUGGGGGGUCCGGGCCUGUGCCUGCUCCUAGGAGGCCCAAGCCCCGAGUCUCAUGGUUUGUUAGCUGUGUCCUACAAGGCAAGGCCCCGACAAGCGGGUCUGAAUAUAAGUUAUUGGGCGCGAGCCCUCCCGGGGCAGGGGAAGGGGGGAGGCACGUGGGUACACGUGGCUCCGAGUAAUAAAGGCCUCGUGACUGCA
This is a messenger RNA of Antechinus flavipes (yellow-footed antechinus), 4226 nucleotides long. It is a transcript of the gene FARP2, whose product is annotated as FERM, ARH/RhoGEF and pleckstrin domain protein 2. Gene Ontology annotation, molecular function: guanyl-nucleotide exchange factor activity. The transcript has 29 exons. The coding region runs from base 244 to 3426 and encodes 1060 amino acids. The record is from RefSeq and is a predicted model, not a curated record. Gene Ontology annotation, cellular component: cytoskeleton. Lineage: Eukaryota; Metazoa; Chordata; Mammalia; Dasyuromorphia; Dasyuridae.